This is a messenger RNA of Drosophila serrata, 1543 nucleotides long. RefSeq lists its product as uncharacterized. Lineage: Eukaryota; Metazoa; Arthropoda; Insecta; Diptera; Drosophilidae. The record is from RefSeq and is a predicted model, not a curated record.
CAAUGUGUGAGUGAGAACAGUGUCCGUGUGUAGAGUUCUACAGCCAGGUGGUGGCUGCCGGGGGUACGGGAGAGCGAAAGAGCGGAAGAGAGGCUAACGAAGAGCGACAGAGACACAGACACACUCACGCGCGCGCCUGUUGCAAAAUUCAUUCCGUUGCUCUCAUUCGUGAAGAAAGGAUGUACAGCCGGUUGUAGCCGAAUGAAUCCGUGUACAUCAUCGCCACAGCACAUGCCUCGCGGCCACGGAGGAGCCGGUGGCUCUGCCCCAAACGCUGGCCUGGAGUCCCAUGCCAUGCAGCUGCUCGAGAUGGGAGCCAAGGAGGAAUACGAAGAGCUACGAGACCUGCUCCACUCCUGGGACGUCGCCGAUCUGCUGCCCCAUCUACAAGAUGAGGCCAUCAAUGUGGAUGAGCUGCAGAUGAUAAAGCGUCACCACUUGUCCGAGUUGCUACGAAACUUUCGCUUCGGCACCCGCAUACGCUUUGAGCACCACCUGGAACGGUGGCGUCGCUGGCUAAAUGUGCCACUGCAGGGAGGCCAGGAUCAGGGCUCCGGACAUUGCAAUGGAUGUCGAUGUUCAGAGAUGCAAGCGCAGGCCCAGUCCAGUCUGAGACGCUGCCAGCAACCGAUGGUGGAAAUGAAUGAUUCAGAGACACAGAACGACGUUGGAUCGAAGAACGUGGACAAGGACAUUCCACCGCUGGUGGCUCUCAGCGAUCAACGCACAAUGACAGUGCCCUUUCAGACAAUUGAUCCCAAGGAGACGGAUGGACUGAUGAUGGUCAAGCAGGAGCAGCCCUCAAUGGGAGGCGGAAUUGGAGUUGGAGGAGUGCCUCUGAAAGCCGAAGAAGAAGACCCUAGCAUUGCCAUAGCCUCAAUAUUUGCUGGCGGAGAAGACCAAAUGUCAUCGUCUGGGGAUCAGGAAGUCAGCGUUCUGGGCAUCCUGCAGGCAUACGGCAUGAAAGCCCAAUCCCUGCUGGAACGCAUUGGUCAAAACACUCCGCUGGAUGCAGUGCAGCGCCUGCUGCUGAUCCAGCUGGUGUGCAGCUUCUACGAAGAUAACCAUCUGCACCUGACCCUGCAGCGUAGUCAUCUGCUGGAGCGUGAGAUUCUCCAGCUAUUCCCGUGCGAGGAGCUGCACUACUAUCGCACCGAGCGACGUGGCAAAAUCUAUGUGAGAUUCACCAAUAUGAAGAGGAGCAAGCGUGCAACUUCCUCACGCCCGGACAGCAAGCGACGACGCGCAGACAACAUACGGCAAGCAGGUGGACAGAUGGGGCCACAGGCCAAGACGAAUGUGAAUAGUUCUGCCACUGGGGAGCAGACCUCCAGUCCGGAUCGCUCCGAAUGACAAUGGACAUAGUUUUUGUAAGGAGAAGACGAAGCUAGAUCCAAACGUAAUGCUAAUCGUAGGUUAAGUGAAAACCAACUGUUUUAUUUGUUGUGUGACUGGAUGUACAAUAGUAGGGUAUUAUGCGGGUCGAUGAACGAUCCACCGACUGAUGAUACUAAAUCGCAAAUGAUUUUUGGUUACACUUUGA